Messenger RNA from Chelonoidis abingdonii (Abingdon island giant tortoise), 1052 nucleotides. The record is from RefSeq and is a predicted model, not a curated record. Lineage: Eukaryota; Metazoa; Chordata; Testudines; Testudinidae.
AUGAAACAUCACCGUGCUCAUCCCCCUAAGGGAUGGAAGUCUGUCAGAGAAGGAGUUGCACAAAAGAAGAGCAAGUCACAGCAGCACCCAGAACCUUCCAGCAAAAAAGCAGAUGGAGGACAAAAACUGGGACAAGAGAAGGAGGUCACACAGUCAGCCAAGAAGAGAGAGAAGCGACAGAGGGAGCAGUCCCUUGAAGGUUCUUGGAGCCUUUUUCCUUCUUCUAGAUCCAUUCUGAGUAAAUCAGUACAAGAAAAAGAUGACAUUCAAAAGCACCUCAACCUCCUAAAGGAAAGGCUUCUAAGACAUUACAAGACCCUGAAGGUGCCUAUUGGGAAGCUAAGCAACCUGAAAAAUGUGCUGAGUCUUAAGGUGGCAGAGAAACAGAAUCUCUCAUCCAAUGAAGAGGCUAUGGCCCUACUACAGGAAGAAAUAACCACAGUUGUGCAGACUGCCGAGAACACAGACGAGAAUAUUCAGAGCCUGCAGGACAAAAUCCAGACUCUCAGGAACCGGUUGGAGGAAGCUGAGGACAAGGCUAAGAAGUUGUUCCAGAAAAAUGGUACAGGGGUCCUCAGUCUUCCAGAACUCCCAAAGCACAGCCUAACAGCACCCAUUCUGCAGGAGGAGAUUCUGAAAAUCCAAGACCAGAAAGGUAUUCUGAAGGACCUAAGCACCAUCCAGCACUCACCUGAGAUGAAGAACAUGUUGACCCUCCUUGAACAGGCCUAUGAGAAGGUGGACUCCCUUUGAGGAAUCUGUACAUGAAGUUAUGCUGAGGCAGGCUUUAUUUCAUGGUCCAGCAGGUGUUGAUCCUGUGACAAUGUUUUUUGCUUCUGAAGACUUGCCUUCUGCAAUCACCAAGUGUCUAUUAGUCAAUCUUUUAUUAGCCAGAUAUUGGCACAAUAUAUUGAUCGUUGCCCAGUGGGACAUUAGUGACAUGCUGCUUUUUCACUGGCUUAAAGACCAGACAUAUAGAACCUAGCUCAUCCAGAAAAGGAGCACUUUUAAAUAGUGUAUAUAUUAUCUAUUAAUAAACUGGGUUAUGGCUG